AUGACUUCGACGCACGAAGGCGAGACGAUCGAGGAAGAGAGACUGAAGGUAGAGGAUCUCCAAGAGGGCAGAAUGGAAGACGACAGCAGGAUGCAUGAAGAUGGACUACGAGAGGAGGACAGAUUGCAAGAAGACGAUAUCCAGGUAGACGGUAUGGCCGAUGAUCGCAUACAAGAAGAGAGACUCCACGAUACAAGGAUGGACGAGAGACUGGAACACGAGAGACUGGACGAGGAGCGCAUCCCGAGUUAUCCAUCCCCCUUACCGGAGGACCGGCUCCCAGACAGCGAUCGGAUGCAAAGCUAUCCUUCGCCUUCGGCCGAGGCUCAAGACACCGGCCCUUACUACCACGCUGGUACACGGGAUGAUGAUCCGCAAGACCAGCCACAGCCGCCGCCCACACCACAGCAGCCAUCAUCCCACUCCGCCAGUGUCGAGGAGUUGCAGCUGGCUGCCCAGCUCGGCCAGGACCUUGCAGCAGAGCCCAUGCUGCACGUCACAGAUCCCAACAUGAAUGCCGAAGAUCCAAGCCUUCGCAGCAUCAUGCCUAAUCCCCAUUCUCAUCCUCAUUCGGAGCAAUCCCAAACCCCACAGCAACCGACACAGACACAGACACAGACGCAGACGCAGACGCAGGCUCAGCAGCACCAGCACCAGCACCAGCACCAGCACCAGCACCAGCAUCAGCACCAUCAUCAACCCCCUCCCCUCCCGCCUGCCCCUCGCCCUUACAUACCAGAGGAGAUACUGCCGGAUUCUCUCCAGCAGCACCUGCCUUUGUCCAUGCCCAUAGACCAUCAUCUUGCUCAACCAUAUACCCUUGGCGAUAGCACUCCACCUAGAAAACGGUCCAAGGUAUCUCGCGCGUGCGAUGAGUGCCGGAGAAAGAAGGUCAAAUGUGAUGCCCAGUCAGAUGCUGGAGACAAUCCAUGCUCUAAUUGCAAGCGCUCUGGCAUCCGCUGCAUGUUCAGCCGCGUUCCCCAGAAGCGCGGCCCAAGCAAGGGAUAUAUCAAAGAACUUGCCGACAGGAUCAACAGCAUUGAGGGCAAGUUGGAGAUCCAAAGUGAGUCAUUGCCACCCGAGUCAAUGGUAAACUGGACCUCUGCGGCAGCAAUGCUUAACUCCAUGUCAGGCCCUGGUGAGGACACAAGCCGGAAGCGACCAUUCUCCAGUAUCUCCAGCACCGACCUGUCUACCCCGGUACCACAGAGACAGGUCGCUUGGGGCACCGACCCUCGUCCUCUUCAACCCAUAACAACACCGUCUGAUCGCUACCAAUCGUCCCCAUUCGCCACCAAUGGCUUGGCACCCCAGCCUAUGCCUUUACCUAUCAAGAAUGAUAUGCAGCCGCGGCCCCCCGUUGCGUCAAUGGACGGCCCAGUGGCAGAUAUGCCUGAUAUUGAUCAGACGCGGGAUGUGGACGAUGAGGUCUUCAAUGGCUACCUCGCCAUGAUUCAACCUUACCUUCCGUUUCUGCCUAGCAGCAGGGUGUUGAUGCAGGAAUACUUGACCCAGUGCCCCGGCCUUCUGCGGGAGGCAUUUGUAGAGGCUCUCUCGGGAACGAUCCACUCUUUCCCUUCAUUUCAGUCGGGAACUCCUGGAGACGUACGUCUCGCCCACACGCUAUUGAUCGAAUGGGAGGCUAGCGAUUUUACAUCUCGGACUCCUGUGGCAAACCUUGUUUUCCUCCAGACACUUCUCCUCAUGAUUAUUGAGGCCGACAUGCGACCACUGGGCUCCAUUGGCGCCCCCAAGGAAUCUCUGCUGGGCAGGGCGAUAGCAAGCGCCAAUGCCUUGAAGCUGUACCAGGCCAAGGCAGAUGUUUCCGAGGCUGAAGUCGGCCCAGAUACUGAGAGCCAACUUCGCGUAAGGAUCUGGUGGUCCUUGGUCUUACUCGACCGAUGGAACGCCGUCGGUGCUGCGGUACCUUCGUUGGUCCGCGAUGAAAGCGUAGUUCUGGCACCAGGCCUCAAGGCAGUUAUCGGCGAAGUGCCGUACCUGCUGAUUCGUGCCUCAAAAUUCCUCAGCCGUGCAUCAUCCAUGAUCACCAACUUCCAAGAACCUCUCAACUCAACCUUUGCGGAUCGAAUACUGGGCUCUUUUAUGGAUGCGUGGGUGGAGGACUUUCGUGAGGAUCUGCCCGCUCAUAUCGAGCCUACCUCUUAUCCUGUUGUUCACCUGGUCUAUUGGCACUGCCGCCUACUGGCCUACUUACUCAACCCGUCAGCCAGAUCGACCGAUAUUUUGUGGCCCAGUCAAGAGUUGAUCAACCUCCUGAUCGGGCACUCACAGCUUAUCACGCCCUUGCACCAUCAUUUCACAGUCCUUGCGGUACUGACGCUGGUUGAGUUGGCAAAGGUGGACAAGACAAAGGAGGAGGCUACAAGGCUUCUGGGUGAAUUCCGAGAUUCUCCACUUCCAGCUUCCGUCUUUGAUGGCCUGGUCCGGGACAAGAUUGCUGACCAGCUCCGUCCAUCCACCAAUACUGCCACAGCUCCAGCCCCGUCAGCCAUGGAGGCGGCCGCAAGCCAGGGUCUACAGCAUCUAGCCGAUUUAGCUACUCUUUCAUCUGCGGCUGUGGAAAAGACUGAGGAGGCCACCACCUAUCGCACAGCCCCCAACUACGAAGACAUGGGCUUUGACCCUCGACCGCUACUACUCGUUGGAUGGAGCACGCAGAAGCAACUGGCAGAAUGUACUACUGGUAUUAUUGAAGACAUUGACAGCGACAGCGGAUGA
Messenger RNA from Colletotrichum orchidophilum, 2739 nucleotides. RefSeq lists its product as uncharacterized. The transcript is spliced from 5 exons. The coding region runs from base 1 to 2739 and encodes 912 amino acids. The record is from RefSeq and is a predicted model, not a curated record. Lineage: Eukaryota; Fungi; Ascomycota; Sordariomycetes; Glomerellales; Glomerellaceae. Gene Ontology annotation, cellular component: nucleus. Gene Ontology annotation, molecular function: DNA-binding transcription factor activity, RNA polymerase II-specific; zinc ion binding.